CAGCCUGAGCACGGAGCUCCUUCUCCCCGGCCCCCCGGAACCGUGGGUUCGGAUCCGCACCCCGCCCGCACCCCCCGCCAUGCACGGCCUCGGGCUCCUGCUGCUUGCUGCGCUGUGGCUACAGGAGGCCGCCCCCAGGGCCACUCUGCCCCACGUGGAGCAGUACGAGGUGGUGAGGCCCCGGCGCCUGCCAGCACCCCGCACCCGCCGAGCCCUGCCCUCCCACUCGGGCCUGUAUCCGGAGAGUGUGAGCUACGUCCUGGGGGCCCGAGGGCACACCUUCACCCUGCACCUUCGGAAGAACAGGGACCUGGUGGGCUCGGGCUACGUGGAGACCUACACGGCCGCCGAUGGCGCCCAGGUGACAGAGCAGCUGCCGAGGCAGGACCACUGCUUCUACCAGGGCAACGUGGAGGGGCACCAGGGCUCCGCUGCCAGCCUCAGCACCUGCGCCGGCCUCAGGGGCUUCUUCCAGGCCGGCUCCACCGUCCACCUGAUCGAGCCCCUGGAUGGGGGCGGGGAAGAGGGGCAACACGCGCUGUACCAGGCGCAGCACCUGCAACAGAAGGCCGGCACCUGCGGGGUCAACGACAGCAGCCUGGAGGCCGUCCUGGGGCCGCGGGUCUCGGCGGCCCUCAGGCCCCGGAACUGGCCAGUGCCCCGAGAGACCCGCUACGUGGAGCUGUUCGUGGUCACGGACAGCACAGAGUUCCAGCGGUUGGGGAGCAGAGAGGCUGUGCGCCAGCGGGUGCUGGAGGUGGUCAACCACGUGGACAAGCUUUAUCAGGAGCUCAAUUUCCGCGUGGUGCUUGUGGGCCUGGAGAUGUGGAACGGUGGGGACAAGAUUCACGUCAGCACCCAGGCCGACACCACACUGAGCAACUUCCUGUCCUGGCGGGUGCGAGACCUGGCGGGGCGGCACCUGCACGACAACGCGCAGUUCAUCACCGGGGUCAACUUCGCAGGGACCACCGUGGGACUGGCCAAGGUGUCCGCCAUGUGCUCCCAGGACUCGGGGGCUGUGAACCAGGACCACAGCCCGAGCCCCAUGGGCGUGGCGAGCACCAUGGCCCACGAGAUGGGCCACAACCUGGGCAUGGACCACGACGAGAACAUCCAGGACUGCUACUGCCCGGUGCCGCGGGCCGGCGGCGGCUGCGUGAUGGCAGCCAGCAUCGGCUCCAACUUCCCCAGAAAGUUCAGCCACUGCAGCCGGGCUGACCUGGAGACGUUCGUGGAGAAGGCCCGGACGGCCUGCCUGGUGGACAUGCCGGACCCCGCCCGGCUGGUGGGCGGCCCCGUGUGUGGGAACCAGUUCGUGGAGCGUGGGGAGCAGUGCGACUGCGGCGCCCCCCAGGAGUGUCAGAACCGCUGCUGCAAUGCCAGCACCUGCCUGCUGGCCAAGGGGGCCGAGUGUGCCCACGGCACCUGCUGCCACGAGUGCAGGGUGAAGCCGGCCGGAGAGCCGUGCCGCCCUGCAAAGGACCAGUGUGACCUCAGAGAGUACUGCGACGGCCGGCAGCCUGUGUGUCCCGAGGACGCCUUCUGGGAGAACGGCACGCCCUGCCCGGGGGGCUACUGCUACAACGGGGCCUGCCCCACGCUGGCCCAGAGGUGCCGGGACUUGUGGGGGCCAGGCGCUCGGGUUGCCACGGAGACGUGCUACAGCUACAGCAUCUCUGCAGGCUGCAGGAGCGGGAUCCCCCUGGACUUUGGCAGGGUCAACAGGUGUGGCACUCUGUUCUGUGAGUGGGGGCAGAAGCCCCCGGAGCGGAGUUCCUGCACCCUCACCUCCUCCUCGGGUGAUUGCCAGGCUCUUGUCCAGGACAGCAGCAGCGCGUACGAGCCAGUGCCAGAAGGCACCAAGUGUGGCAAGGAGCAGGUUUGCUGGAAAGGCUUCUGCCAGGACCUCCGUGUCUACAGAUCCAGAAACUGCUCUGCCCGGUGUAGCAACCACGGGGUGUGCAACCACAAGGACCAGUGCCACUGCCACCCGGGCUGGGCCCCGCCCUACUGCGCAGAGCUGCUGCCUAAAGUGCGCACAGCUUCCGGGAGCCUCCUGGUGGGCGUGCUGGUGCCUGUGGCGCUCCUGGUGCCUCUGGCGCUGACCCUGGCAGGCGUGGUCAUCUACCGCAAAGCCCGGACCCCCGUCCGAAGGAGGUGCGUGAGCUCUGGGCUUGCAGAGCGUCAGCGUGUGUGUGCAGAGAAUGUGGCAGCCAAGACGGCCAUGGGGCUCUCCAACCCCCUGUUCCACGAGGGGCACAGGACACCCGUGAAGGGCAGGGACCCGGCUCCCACCAGGGGGCCCCCAGAGCCGGGCCUUUCCUCCCACCCCAGCCAGCCCCCCAAACCCACGGCUUCCACGGUGACCCCUAAGUGGCCACCCCCUGCUCCUCCAGCCACUAUGUCCAGCCCACCGUCCCCAGUUCCUGUGUAUACCUGGCAGGCCCCGGGCCAGCUCAGACCUGCUCCUCCCACCAAGCCCCUCCCGGUGCUGAAGGCCAAGCAGGUCGUCAAGCCAACCUGCACUCCACCGAUGCCACCUGUCAAGCCCCGGGCCGGAGGGGCCCAGCCUGGACCCACUCAGGGAGUUGUUGGCCCAAAGGUUGCUCUGAAACCCCCCGACCAGAGGAGGUGAUGGGGCCUGAGCUCAAAGCACCCUGGGGGGCAUCUGUGCGCCUGUCUGGACGUUGCCUGUGGUCAUGUGACCUCGCCACCAGCACUGACAGACCAGCUGCCUGGCCCCAGGCCCUCCGUCCCCCUCCCUGAGGGCUGGGUCCACUGUGAAAAGUCCUAGCGGAAGAGCCAACUCCUCAUGGCCAAGGUCACUCUUCACCCCACGGUCACAGCCCAGGCCCUCUCCGCCCAGGACUCCGCGGUUGGGCCCUCGGCUGCUGUCCUGACCUCAGGAACGGGGGCCAGGCCAGUGCCUUCUCACCCACGUGUGCCUCCAGACUGCCACUGGUGUCUUGUCUGGGUCUCUGGAAACCUCAGAUGCACAUUCAGUAGGGCUGAAAACUUUAAUGAAAUUUUUGCAUUCUACAAUUAAAUUAUUGAUCAAAUUCUAAAUGACGGGAGAUCGGUGGAAAAUGUUGCAUGCGAAACAAUGUGGAAUUUAUAAGA
Molecule: messenger RNA, 3123 nt
Organism: Balaenoptera musculus (blue whale)
Lineage: Eukaryota; Metazoa; Chordata; Mammalia; Artiodactyla; Balaenopteridae
Gene: ADAM8
Product: ADAM metallopeptidase domain 8
Exons: 24
Coding region: 80-2638 (852 amino acids)
Biological process (GO): regulation of cell-cell adhesion; positive regulation of membrane protein ectodomain proteolysis; inflammatory response
Molecular function (GO): cell adhesion molecule binding; metalloendopeptidase activity
Source: RefSeq, a predicted model, not a curated record